Molecule: messenger RNA, 2460 nt
Organism: Acomys russatus (golden spiny mouse)
Lineage: Eukaryota; Metazoa; Chordata; Mammalia; Rodentia; Muridae
Gene: Catsperd
Product: cation channel sperm associated auxiliary subunit delta
Exons: 22
Biological process (GO): flagellated sperm motility; sperm capacitation
Cellular component (GO): CatSper complex; sperm principal piece
Source: RefSeq, a predicted model, not a curated record
UACAGUGUUACUUGCGGAGAUCCAGGCACGAUGCUGAUGUUGAUGCUAGCAACCGUGGCCACCGUGGUCAGGGCUCAGCCACUGUGCCGGCCUUAUACAGUGAGGACCGGGAAAGUGUUUGGUUCUAUGCACCAAGUUGAAGGGGACGUGCUGUUUUACGCCUACCCGACCACACUGGUGCUCAGGGACCUGUGCGAGAGAAACGUUUUCUUGUACCUAGGGGAGAAGAUUUUCAUGUCGAGGAACAGCUUUCGGACCAGCCUCCCACCGCUCACCAUCCCCAAGUCAAUGGCGGUGGGAGUGCCAUCAGUCACCAGUGCCCAUUUUACUAUUGACUCAUUACUGGUGUUCGUGGUGAAUGAAAAAGUCUACACUUACAAUUACCUCGAGGACACCUGGAAGAAGCCAGCAGGUAUAUCAACGCCUGUUUCACACAUUAGCGGCGACAUUUGCUGUUUCAAAACCAGCUUUUGCAUGGAAUUGUCGAAUGCUCUAUUUGCGUAUCUCCGUGGUGGCCUGCUGCCUGACACCAACAUAUACGUCUCUGACAACGGAGGAAGCUCGUUUACUCUCAUGGAGUCUGACAGACUGGAUCAUUUGGAGGGGACAUUAGGAGGCAUCUUCAACUUUUAUUCAGUUUCGCAGGUGGGGAUACUUGUGGUUAAAUUUGAUAUGGCUAUGUUUUAUUACACGGAGUACCCCCUGAACCAGAGUACAGGGGUAGACUUUAAGUACAAUGAACCCCUUGACGUCAUCAUCAAACCAGACCACAGGGGGUUUCUGAUCCUCUGGAGUCAGAGCGGCCUGUUGGUGUCCUCCAGUGCAGGCCAGAUCAUAGACACUGUGCGCCUGCUGGAGAAGAAGACCCUGGUGACGCAAGAUCUCUCUACAACCAACAUCACUAUCCACAGUGUGGCCUGGGAUACUUUCGAGCUGGCUCUGCUGACUCGGGAAAAUCACCUAUACUACGGGAGUCAGAAUUACCUGGGAACCGAUAUGAUUAAACUGAUGGAUCAGGCUCUGUGGUCUGACGGCGCCACCAUCUUUUUUAAGGACACCGGCAUCCUGGAGGUUCUCACCCCGGUUAUUGACCCGGAGUCCCCAGCAUAUGACUUUCUCAAGUGUACUGUGAAUCUGCAGGCCAUUCUCAUGACGCCUGACCUGGACAUUGACCCGUGUAAUGUGGAGGUUCUGGAAAGCACCAUGGUAGAUCAAAUGUUCACAUUAGACAUGAACAGCCAGCUGAAGCUGUCUGCCCUCCUGAUACCCCGGCCUGGCAAGUUCCCUAUCCCACUGGUGAUGAUCAGCAACCCCCAUGCCCUGGGGUUCGAGGCAAGCAUCUCUGAGUUUGGCAACACGUUCGACGGCAACUACAAGUACAAACUGGAAAUUGAUCUCCAACAACAGCACCACUUGGGCGUUGCAGAUCUCAACUUCACCACCAGCAUCAAGCGCCCUGCCAUCUCCUCCAUAAACGUGGACAUAGCUGACAAAACACUUGCAUGUGUGGACCUGAAGCCCCUGUCCACGCUCGUCUCAGUUGGCUGUGACCUGACUAAGAAGAUCAUCGUUCAGAACAAAAUCUCUGCCUGCGAUAUGGGACUCCUGGACCCAGUAGAGCUGCAGAGAAACUACACUUAUGUCAUUGAGAAGGAAGCGUACAGGCCAGUCAGCCAUGACGCCGAGGCCCAAAGCGACCUGCUGGUGUAUUACGAGUACAAGGGCCUGGGCUGCCCCCGCCUCGUCUACUACGACAAGCCGUGGAAGCCCGUGGUAGAGCUGUGGAAGAAUGGGGUUUUAGAAGAAAUCAUGAAUGCCGAGUACGUGAUCACUGAGAUCAACGGGAUAGUCACAUACUCCUACUCCCUGACAGCCGCCAAAGCGCGCUGCCGGUCACAGCCUCAGAACUGGAGCUUGUUUCACUCGGGAGUUUCUUUUGAAGCGAAAGGAGACGAAGCAUUCCUAUGGAACAGAGAGAACUAUGCCAGCUGCCACGAGGCCAAUAAAGACAAUCCUCUGCUGUGGCCUAACGUCGAGUAUCAGAUCUUAGGCGGCCCGACAAACAACAGGAUUAUUUUUGGCCAAAGAAAUGGAAUCUAUACCUUCCUUCUCUCAGUGGUGGAUCCGUACUACAGCUACUGUGACCUGGACACCGUGUUCAGCGUGUACGUGUACGGGGCCUUACCCGUGGCCAAGUUCCCACCGGUGCUCAGCGUCAUCUUCCUAGUCGUCACGUCGCUCUUUACUAUGUGGCUGUUCUAUGCCAUUCCUAAGUUUCUGAGGACUGGCAGGGGCCAUCGCCUUAAGAAAUUCUGUGGCUGGGUAUUCUUUGGCUUCCUGUGGUGGGUGUGCGCCUGUGGCUGGCUACAGUACAUAGUGCAGAAGUGCUUGGCCUUCAGAAAGGCUAAAGUGACGAAGAAAGCCUCAAGUGUGCUGACAAGCCAGACAACAGAAACAGAA